CGGUUGAUCAUUUGGGGAAUAAUUAAUAAAAAAAAAAAGUCCUUCAAACAGGAUAUUCCCUGCUAUUAUUUUUAAGAGUUUUGUAGAUCUGCAAAAGUUUUUUUUUAAUAAGUGAAAAUGAGUGCUGAAAAAUCAAAACCAACCUCCGUGAUCCAGCACAUCGAGGCAGCAUUGUAUGUAAUUAACCAGCUGUGCAUCGGAUUCGUGACGAUUUGGGUCAGCUGGACUUGUCUGCGCCAGGACCUGGCCGGCAUCCGUCUACACGCCUGGCUGGUGACCUUUGGCUUCGUCUUCCUUAUGGCCGAAGGCAUGAUGUGCUUCUACGACGGCAGCUGGCUAACGCUGCGCUUCUCCCGCAAAUCCAAGACUGUCUUCCAUGUGGUGCUCCAGAUAUUGGGCGGCGGCAUGGGCGUCGCCGGCUGUCUUAUCCAGUUGAUCCGUGACGAUUGGUCAAUUAGUGUAACUGUUCACGCUCGUCUGGGAUUCGCCGCCUUCGUCCUGUGCCUUAUAUCGCUGCUUAGCGGCCUGGCCGCUGCUUUGGCGAGAUACCUGAGCCGCAGCAUCUCUCCGCUGAUCAACAAGACCUUCCAUGUGGUCCUCAGUUUUGGUGCCUUUGUGACGGCCAUGAUGGCCCAAUUUUAUGGAUUCACGCAAACGGGCAUUUUCCGCGGACAAGGGCAGGACUUUGUCAUCCUCAUGCAAGUGGUCACAAUGGUGGCCAUGGUGAUAACUAGCAUAGGUGCUAUUAAGUCACUGUACCAGAAGUUUUCCAGCUUGGCCAGUUGAAGGGCUGAUUCAGGAUACUAAGAAAAAGAAUUUAUUUUGUAUUAUACUUAACCGGUGCAGUGUUCCUUAUAAAAUAACUUUAAGUUAGCCUAGAAAAUAAAUAAAUAAAUAAUAUGUCAUUUAUUGUAU
This is a messenger RNA of Drosophila kikkawai, 915 nucleotides long. RefSeq lists its product as uncharacterized. NCBI's taxonomy places the organism in Eukaryota, Metazoa, Arthropoda, Insecta, Diptera, Drosophilidae. The record is from RefSeq and is a predicted model, not a curated record. Gene Ontology annotation, molecular function: heme binding; transmembrane monodehydroascorbate reductase activity.